AUGCGUGAGUUUGGUAAAUUUGGUCCCCUUAUUGGCGCUAUAGAUGAAGGUACAUCAAAUGUUAAAUUUCUGGUAUUUGCUGCAAAUACAUCGGAAGUCUUAACUUAUCAUCAAGUUGCCUUAAAACGAUUUAGUCCUCAAGAAGGAUGGGUUGAACAAGAUGCUUUGGAAAUUUUAAGCGCCGUUCUGGAAUGUAUUGAGGUGACUAUAGACAAUUUAAGGAAACUUGAUAUUAAUCCUGAAGACCUUGUGGGUAUUGGAAUUACAAACCAAAGAGAAACAACUAUAGUGUGGAAUUGUACUACAGGAGAACCCCUUUAUAGUGCCAUUGUAUGGUUAGAUGUAAGAACCUCUAAAAUCCUUGAUGACCUGAUUAAAACUAAGGGUGCACAAUGCAUAAAUGCAGUCACACAAACAAGUGGACUUCCAUUGUCUACAUACUUCUCUUCAGUAAAAAUAAGAUGGUUGCUGCACAAUGUACCAUCCAUACAGCAGUCUGUGGCUGAGGGUGAAUGUAUGGCGGGAACUGUAGAUACAUGGUUAAUAUGGAACCUUACAGGUGGUUGUCGUGGUGGUGUACAUGCUACUGAUGUUACAAACGCUUCACGCACCCAGCUUAUGUCUUUGAAGACAUUACAAUGGGAUAAGGGGCUUUUACGAUUUUUUGAUAUACCAAUAGAAAUUUUACCAAAGAUUAAAAGUUCUGCUGAAAUUUAUGGUUAUAUAUCCACCGGGUCUCUCCUCGGCACACCAAUUGCAGGGUGUCUAGGUGAUCAACAAGCUGCUCUUGUUGGACAAAAUUGUAUGAAUUUUGGCCAAGUUAAGUGUACAUAUGGAACUGGUUGCUUUUUACUUUACAAUACAGGAGAAUCAAUAGUACAUUCACAAAAUGGAUUACUUACAACAGUGGCAUAUAAGCUUGGGCCCAAUGCUCCUCCAAUAUAUGCAUUAGAAGGAUCAGUAGCAAUAGCAGGGGAUACGUUGCAAUGGCUGCAGGACAACCUUGAGAUUAUAAGCGACGUGUCUGACACAGAGCUCCUAUCAUCUCAAGUGACUGACGAUGAAGAAGGAAGUAUUUGCUUUGUACCAGCAUUUAAUGGACUGUAUUCGCCACAUUGGAGAAAAGAUGCAAGAGGUGUAAUGUGCGGUAUAAGCAGUAGUACGAGGCGCGCGCACGUGGCGCGGGCGGCGCUGGCGGCGGUGGCGCAGCAGGUGCGCGCGGUGGGCGGCGCCAUGGCGGCCGACUGCGCGCCGCUGCGCCGCCUGCUGGCCGACGGCGGCAUGGCGCAGAACUCACACCUAAUGCAGAUGCAGGCUGAUCUGCUGGGCGUGCCCGUGAUAAGGCCGCUGAUGAUGGAAAGCACAGCGCUCGGGGCCGCUAUCGUGGCGGGGCGCGCGCUGCGCGUGUGGCCCGCCAGCACGCCCAGCCCGCCCGCCGACACCUUCCUACCAGCCAUCUCUAAUGAAGAAAGAGAAAUGCGUCGUGUCCGAUGGGAAGCAGCGCUGGAAAGAUGCUUAGGUUGGGUCUCGGAAGAUAAUGAGAAAACUUUGUUACAAACUGAUGAAGUUGAUUACACAACAGCAGUCUUGCCGCCAGGGCUGUUUUUCCUUGGUACGGCACUACUUGUAAUACUAGCAGACAAAUUCAAGGUUACA
Messenger RNA from Brenthis ino (lesser marbled fritillary), 1656 nucleotides. The record is from the annotation of a GenBank genome assembly. NCBI's taxonomy places the organism in Eukaryota, Metazoa, Arthropoda, Insecta, Lepidoptera, Nymphalidae.